AUGUCAGCAGCAAAUAGUAGUGAUGAUACAACAACAACAACAGGAAAUAAUUUAUUUCCAUUGAUAAAUCAUUUGGAUCAGGUAAAACAAGCUAUCGGAUCAGAUACUGAUGAUUUUAAAUUCAUGACUCAGGAUAAUUAUCUAUUCUAUUGUUAUGGGAGGGUGAAGACUACAACAUUUCCAUCAAUUGAAAGUGGUGAUGAUGAACAAAUUCAGGAUAUGAAAAAGAUUAGAAGGGAAAUUAGAGGGUUAGCCUUUGACAAGGAUAGUGGAAAGUUGGUGAGCAGAUGUUUACACAAGUUUUUUAAUUUGGAUGAAAAUGCAGAAACAAAUACAGAAUAUUUAGAAAACAAGUAUAAUCCAAAUGGUGAUUGUAAUUUAUUGGAUAUUUUCCUUGUUUUAGAAAAGUUGGAUGGUUCAAUGAUUAUGCCAAUUAUUGUCGAUGGUAAAAUUGUGUUUAGAACUAAAAGAGGUUAUUUUAAUCAAGUUACAAAUCAAGCAGAUAAAUUUGUAGCUGAAUCUCAAGUGAAAUAUUUGGAAUUUUGUACAAAAUUAAUGAAAGAAGGAUAUACACCAAUAUUUGAAUUUUAUUCGAAAGAGAAUAUGGUGGUAAUUGAAUAUGAUUCAACAUUUUUGACUUUAAUUGCAAUUAGAUAUACAGAAAAGGGAGAUUAUGUACCAUACAAUGAAAUGUGUGAAAUGUGUAAUGAAUUUUCUAUUCCAUUUGUGAAAUGUAUUUUCAGUAAUACUGACCAAGAUGAACAAUCCAAAAAGACAGUUAUCAAAUCAUUCAAACAAUUGAAGAGCAAAGUGAAUACAAUCAAAGGUAUUGAGGGAGUUGUCAUUCGUCACAAAGUUUCAGGUGAAAUGUUUAAAUUCAAAACCAAUUGGUAUUCUGAACAACACAAAAAGAAACAACUUGUUACUGAUGGUAAUCCAUCACCAGCACAUAUUUGGAAAUUUGUAAUGGAUGAUUGUAUUGAUGAUAUCAUUCCAGUUUUAAAUACUGAAAAGGAAAAGCAAGAAUUGAGAAGGUUUAACGAUGAGGUCUUGAAUGCUAUUGAUGAUUGUGCUAAAAGAUCUUUGGAAAUUAUUGAAUUUGCAAUGAAUUUAGGAAGCGCAAAAGAAACAGCAAGUUACAUUGCCCAGGAAUCAGGUCAUAAUACUAUUUUCAAAAAGAUUGUUUACAAAAUCAAAACAGAAAUUGACAAGAAGACUAAUCAGCAAGACUACAUGUCACCUCAAGAUGUUGUGAAAUAUUUCCUUUUACAAUUUAUUUUCAAGGAUUUGAAUUUGGUGAAGGAAUGUUUAAACACUCCAGACUUGGUUUACACAAAUUACAAAAUUACAAAUUGA
Naegleria gruberi is the source of this 1356-nucleotide messenger RNA. RefSeq lists its product as uncharacterized. Lineage: Eukaryota; Heterolobosea; Eutetramitea; Acrasida; Naegleriidae. Bases 1 to 1356 code for a protein of 451 amino acids. The transcript has 2 exons. The record is from RefSeq and is a predicted model, not a curated record.